GGGACUCGCCCCAAAGCUCCGUGCGAUGACAUUAUCAAGGUGAACGAAAGGGUGGUUUGUUGCCAAGUCGGAGCACCGGAGAAGGGGAGAUACACCUGCCGGAGAUCUGCUCUCUACUGAGUGCACUCUUCUGGUUGUCUUGAUGCAGGCUCAAUGAUCCAGGAAGGAUGUCAGUGAAACUGCUGUUUAACUCCUCAGAGGGGGGUGUAGUCAAGAGGAGCCUGUCCUUCACCGGGUUCAGUUCUCUGACUGGACGACGGCGCCCCUCCUCUGGUCGUAGUUCUUUGCGUUCCAAAGCUAUGGCUGGCAGUAAACUUCCCAGAAUACACCUGUCUCCCAGCAGAGUGGGCGGAGCCAUCUGGACACAGCAGCCAGAGCAGGUGGACAGAAUCUUCCAGGCGCUACGCAAAGGACUAAAGGAGUACUUGGAGGGUCACCAGGUGGAGAUGGACUUCCUGAUGUCACAGCAGAGAGAGACCAAGAGGAACUCCAGACUGGCCUUUCUCUAUGACCUGGAGAAGGAGAUCAGAGCUUUGGAGAGAUACAUCCGCAGACUGGAGUUCCAAAUCAGCAAGGUGGAUGAGCUGUAUGAGACCUAUUGUAUCCAGUGGAGACUGUGUCAGGGGGCGAUCAACAUGAAGAGAGCCUACUCUCUCUCCCCGUCCACCCGUGCGUCCAGAGACAGCCUGCUGGAGCUCGGCCGCAACCACAGACACAGCCUGCAGGAUAUGUCAGUAAUGGAGGGAGAGCUGGAAAUCCUUCUGGGAGAACUUCACAUCAAAAUGAAAGGGCUGAUCGGCUUCGCGAGGCUCUGCCCUGGAGAUCAGUAUGAGGUAAUGGUGCGAUUGGGCCGCCAGCGCUGGAAGGUCAGGGGAAGGAUCCAGUCAGAUGACAGACAGUCCUGGGAUGAAGAGGAGAUGGUCUUCCUCCCGCACAUACACCACAACUUUGAGAUCAAGGUGACGGAGGCGAAGGGCUUGGGUUGGCUUCUGGUUGGCACGGUGACGUGCGCGAGUGCAGACUUCUUUGUGGCGCAGCCGCAGCUGAUGUUGGUGGACAUCACCGAGCUGGGAACCCUGAAACUGCAGCUGGAAGUCACCUGGAACCCCUUUGACAGCAGUGAGAAGAUGAGCCUGGUGUCUCCGACCAGAAAGAACUCAGUCUACAGCUGGACCGCGCCAAGCACCCCCUCCUUCACUGAGAAAUACUUUAUAUCCAUGGUGCGUCAGCUGCAGGAUCCAGAGGGUUCCAUUCCCUUGUUGGUGUCCAGGCCCCGCCCACUCAGAGGGGGCGUGUCUCUGCUCAGCUACCUUUCUGACCCCUCCCACACCCCCGUCAGCAGCCCGACCGUCCCCAGCCUCACACGGAAAACCAGCUUUUCCUCCUCGCCCAGUCUGGCACCACUCAGUCAAGACACCAGUCUGGGAGGCAGCCACUCCCAGUUCUCCCUGGAAGAGGAGGACGGAUCCAUGGAGGUCAGCCUGGAGCAGAAGGAGAGAAAAGGGAGGGCGGAGGAGGAAGAGGAAGAGGAGGGGAGAGGUGGGUCAGACCUUCCUUCCACACCAGGGGAGUGUCAGCCCAGGUCUAGUACCCCGGACAUCCUCAGGAAGAACAUGGUGGUCGAACCAGACUCCGUGUCCAGCCCAGACCUUAGGACCAGCCCCACCUCAGUGAGGGACACCGACAGCGGGCAGUUCCCGGAGAUAUCCCCACCCCUUUGCUCGACCCUGACUCCGGCUGCCCACCCAGGGAGGGCGCUGGUGAGUGGCAUCCAGCGCAGAGCCCUGGCAGUGAGGCUGGGAGUCCUCAUGUCGGAGCUGGAGACGACUUUACAGAACCAGAACUGUUCAGAUAAACAGCUGAGGGCGCUGGACAGCCACAUACUGCACCUGGGAACCAUACUUAAGAAUGACCUCUCCUUGUUAAAGAGCUCAUCGUCAGAGGAGACUCUGGCUGUAGAAGAAGUCCUGGGGAGCUUUGACUUCCUGUCACAUGACCUCAAUCCAGAUGAUGACAUUUCCUGCCUGGGUACCCUUAGACUGAAGGACACUGGGAUCAACUCUUUCAAGCAGAGCACGCUGAGGAGUUUGGGUCUUCUCUCCCAGGACAACCAAUCAGCUUCAGAGGAGGAGCGAGGCAUCGCCCCAUUGACUUGUGGGAACUGGAGUCUUGACCAGGCCCUGGAGACUCACCUGGAUAUCUGCAGCAUCCUGCUUCAGACAUUACAUACAGUAAACUGCAGUCUGACCCGGACAGCCCUGCUGGAAGAGACGGCUCUCCACGCUGAAGUCCUGGACAGAGUCAGCUGUCUGCUGCUGGAAAAGAAUGACACCAUCUCUACCACUAUCCUCCUCCCUCAGAGUCAAAGAACAAAGGAUCUGGUGAUGUUCUGGGAGGAGUGUGUAAACGACAGCAGCUCGCCAUUCUGUUGCCAUGCCGACAACUUUUGCCAGACGCUACGGAAACGAUACAUGCACAGGGUCAAAGCCAAGCAGCCCGGCCAAUCAGAGAUAGUGUUUUCGGAGUUGCUGCGUCAGGUGCAGGCUGGCUGUCAGGUGGUACCAAGCCCUCGGCCCGUCUGCAGCCCAGACAGAGUCACUGUCUUCCAGCUGUCAGUCUAUCUGAAACACUGGAACGUCCACAACCUGGGGGAACACAUCUCACAACUCUCCAAAGAAGUGUACCUCAUCUCAGCCCUGAGGAGCCCAAAAAGGAGGCGUGCCUUAAAGAAACUGAGGGGGCGUAGCAUCGCGGAGCUCCUCCCACUGGGCAGCACCCUGCAGACUCUGGCUGCCCUGCAGCUCGACUCCAAUCACAAAGUGUGCAAAGCUGCAGCCAGUGGCCUCUGCAGAGCCGCAGGCUGCAGGGCCUUCAGGAACAAGGCUGUAGUUUACUACACAGAGAGUCUGAAGCAGAGUGACAUUCAAAUCAAACAGGCAGCCUGCCUGGCGCUUAAGUGUCUUCGGGCCACCGAGAGUGUGGAUCUGAUAGCUGAUCUGUGGAAGUCAGAAGAUGACGAUCUUCGCAGUGCUGCCAGAGAGACAGUGCUCUCUUUCGGGAAGAAGGGAUACCUGGCCUUCCAGAGGAUGGACCAGCUCUAUGCUGAGAUGCAGGAACAGAUCUAUCAGAACCAGGACGAGGAGAUCACCAUUCUAUAAGAAGCAGGACCGCUCAGACGUGGUUCUGUCUCUGCUGAGCCUCAGACAGAGUCGUGGUGUCGGCUUCGCUGAUGACACACUCGUGUUGAUGAGGCAACGCCGCUGUAGGCCCGACGCUCAUUUUCAACACAGCUAUUCUCCACAUUCACACCUGGGA
Lampris incognitus (smalleye Pacific opah) is the source of this 3315-nucleotide messenger RNA. It is a transcript of the gene ripor3, whose product is annotated as RIPOR family member 3. The coding region runs from base 168 to 3158 and encodes 996 amino acids. Lineage: Eukaryota; Metazoa; Chordata; Actinopteri; Lampriformes; Lampridae. The transcript is spliced from 27 exons. The record is from RefSeq and is a predicted model, not a curated record.